Molecule: messenger RNA, 393 nt
Organism: Dibothriocephalus latus
Lineage: Eukaryota; Metazoa; Platyhelminthes; Cestoda; Diphyllobothriidea; Diphyllobothriidae
Source: the annotation of a GenBank genome assembly
AUGUACGAGUGUGAUCUGCAUGCCCAGUUCUCAAAAUUUGGCCUGAUCACUGAAGUCUUCGGGCCAAAGAACAAGAUGGAUUCGGCUUCUGUUCGGCGUGGCUUUGUCACUUUCCUUGAAACGGAUUCAGUAAGACGCGUUCUUGAGGCCCAGCCACACCUAUCUUUGCAUCCCAGAAUCCUGGUACCAGAUAGAGUGGAAGAUGACCUUACCCAGUCUGACGAUGAAAACGACGCUACUCUCGCCUCCUAUGAUCCUACAAUAUUCAUCGGCCAUUUGAAACAUGAAGUUACCACGUCGCACCUGGAAGACAACUUUUUUCAUUUUGGGAGGGUUUCAAAGGCUACCGGGGUCGGCAACCCAUGGCUCGCGAGCCAGGUGUGGCUCUUUUGA